Ornithorhynchus anatinus (platypus) is the source of this 3796-nucleotide messenger RNA. It is a transcript of the gene RANBP17, whose product is annotated as RAN binding protein 17. The record is from RefSeq and is a predicted model, not a curated record. Lineage: Eukaryota; Metazoa; Chordata; Mammalia; Monotremata; Ornithorhynchidae. The coding region runs from base 71 to 3337 and encodes 1088 amino acids. Gene Ontology annotation, biological process: protein export from nucleus. Gene Ontology annotation, molecular function: small GTPase binding; nuclear export signal receptor activity. The transcript has 28 exons. Gene Ontology annotation, cellular component: cytoplasm; nuclear pore.
CCUCCUCUUGCUCCUCCCUCCAUCCUCCUCCUCCUCCUCCUCCUCGCUGGCGGCGCCGCCUCCCGGGAAGAUGGCGCUGCACUUCCAGAGUUUGGCUGAAUUGGAAGUAUUAUGCAACCAUCUCUAUGAGGGGACUGAUCUUGCACAGCGGAUGCAAGCUGAGAAAGUUCUUUUGGAACUUAUUGGCAGCCCAGAAUGUCUAAACAAGUGUCAACUUCUAUUAGAACAAGGAACGACGUCCUAUGCUCAACUCCUUGCAGCAACCUGCCUUUCAAAACUUGUCAGCAAAGUGACUCCUUUGCCUGUUGAACAAAGGAUAGACAUCAGGAAUUACAUUCUGAAUUAUGUAGCUUCGCAACCCAAGCUUGCUCCCUUUGUCAUACAAGCACUCGUUCAAGUAAUUGCUAAAAUCACCAAGUUAGGAUGGUUUGAAGUUCAAAAAGAUCAACUCAUCUUCAGAGACAUUAUUACUGAUGUGAAAAAGUUUUUGCAGGGUACUGUGGAACAUUACAUAAUAGGAGUGAUGAUCCUUUCAGAAUUGACUCAGGAAAUGAAUCUGGUUGAUUAUUCUAGACCUUCAGCAAAACAUCGGAAAAUAGCUACUUCAUUCCGGGACACCUCUUUAAAGGAUGUUCUGGUGCUGGCUUGCUCUCUGCUGAAAGAAGUGUUAGAAAAACCUUUAAAUCUUCAGGACCAAUGCCAGCAAAGUCUGGUAAUGCAUCUCUUGAAACUUGUCCUCAAUUGUCUUAAUUUUGACUUCAUUGGAAGCUCAGCAGAUGAGUCUGCAGAUGAUCUUUGCACUGUGCAGAUACCAACAACCUGGAGAACAAUCUUUCUGGAACCAGACACUUUGGAUCUUUUCUUCGAUUUGUAUCAUUCCCUUCCACCACUACUAUCUCAAUUAGCACUUUCCUGCUUAGUUCAAUUUGCUUCUACACGGAGAUCUUUAUUUAGCAGCCCUGAACGUGCAAAGUAUCUUGGAAACUUAAUUAAAGGAGUGAAAAGGAUUCUUGAAAAUCCUCAGGGUUUGGCUGAUGCAGGUAAUUACCAUGAAUUCUGUCGAUUUUUGGCUCGUUUAAAGACAAACUAUCAGUUGGGAGAACUAGUAAUGGUGAAGGAUUACCCAGAAGUUAUCAGAUUGAUAGCUAAUUUUACUAUUACUAGCCUCCAGCACUGGGAAUUUGCUCCAAACAGUGUUCAUUAUUUGUUGACUUUAUGGCAGAGGAUGGUAGCAUCGGUACCUUUUGUGAAAUCAACCGAACCUCACCUGUUAGACACGUAUGCACCAGAAAUCACCAAAGCCUAUAUUACGUCUAGAUUGGAAUCUGUCCCUAUAGUUGUAAGAGAUGGUUUGGAUGACCCGCUGGAUGAUACAGCAAGUGUAUUUCAACAGCUAGAACAACUCUGCACCGUAAGCAGAUGUGAAUAUGAAAAGACUUGUGCUAUUCUCAUUCAGUUGUUUGAUCAAAGCGCUCAGAAUUACCAAAAGUCACUGCAGGCUUCUAACAGGAAUCCCUUAGAAAUAGCAGUCCAGGAAGGACGACUCGCAUGGCUGGUCUACUUAGUUGGUACCGUUGUAGGAGGAAGAUUAACUUAUACCAGUACAGAUGAACAUGAUGCUAUGGAUGGUGAAUUAUCUUGCCGAGUUUUCCAGCUUAUAUCAUUGAUGGAUGCUCAAUUGCCUCAGUAUAGCAAUGAGAAGGUAGAACUUGCAAUUCUGUGGUUCUUGGAUCAGUUCCGUAAAACAUAUGUUGGUGAUCAGCUUCAGCGGACCUCAAAGGUAUAUGCUCGAAUGUCAGAAGUCUUGGGGAUCACAGAUGACUACCAUGUUCUAGAAUCAUUCAUGGCAAAAAUUGUUACAAACCUAAAAUUCUGGGGAAGAUGUGAGCCUGUAAUUGCAAGGACUCUGCAGUUCCUAAAUGAUCUUUCUGUUGGCUAUAUCCUUUUAAAAAAACUUGUGAAAAUAGAUGCUGUGAAAUUCAUGCUUCAAAACCAUACUAGUGAACACUUCCCCUUUUUGGGUGUCAGUGACAAUUACAGUCUCAGUGACCUUAGAUGUCGAACAACAUUUUAUACAGCUCUUACUCGCCUCCUCAUGGUAGAUCUAGGUGAAGACGAGGAUGAAUUUGAAAAUUUCAUGUUACCUCUCACCAUUUCAUUUGAAACAGUAGCUCAAAUAUUCAACAACAAUUUUAAACAAGAGGAGACAAAGCGUAUGUUGAUCGGGCUGGCAAGAGAUCUUCGAGGGAUUGCCUUUGCACUGAACACAAAGACCAGCUACACCAUGCUGUUUGACUGGAUCUAUUCAGCAUAUCUUCCUAUUCUUCAGCGAGCUAUUGAACUCUGGUACCAAGAACCUGAAUGCACAACUCCCAUCCUGAAACUUAUGGCAGAAUUAUUGCAAAAUAGAUCUCAGCGUUUGAAUUUUGAUGUAUCAUCUCCUAAUGGAAUUCUUCUUUUCAGAGAAGCUAGUAAAAUGAUUUGCACAUAUGGUAAUCAGAUCCUGUCCCUGGGGACCCUCUCAAAAGAUCAGGUUUAUCCCCUGAAACUCAAGGGCAUUUCCAUCUGCUAUUCUGCUCUCAAAUCUGCUUUAUGUGGAAAUUAUGUCAGCUUUGGCGUCUUCAAGUUGUAUGGGGACAGCCACUUUGACAACGUACUCCAGGCCUUUGUCAAAAUGCUACUUUCAGUAUCCCACAGUGACUUACUACAAUAUCGAAAACUGAGCCAGUCUUAUUACCCUCUCUUGGAAUGUCUCACCCAGGACCAUAUGGGUUUCAUUACCAGUUUAGAAGCUCAUGUGCUAAUGUAUAUUCUUACUUCAAUUUCUGAAGGACUUACUGCCCUGGAUACAAUUGUCUCCUCCAGCUGUUGUACAAGUUUAGAUUAUAUUGUUACCUACCUCUUCAAGCAUAUAGCAAAAGAAGGCAAGAAAUCUCUAAGAUGUAGAGAAGUUUCACAGGACGGUCAGAGAUUGCUACACUUCAUGCAACAGAAUCCAGAUAUAUUGCAGCAGAUGAUGUCAGUGCUCAUGAACACCAUCGUUUUUGAAGACUGCCGAAACCAGUGGUCGGUGUCAAGACCCCUGCUAGGACUUCUGCUUCUUAAUGAAAAGUAUUUCAGUGAGCUGAGGAGAAGUUUGAUAAGCAGCCAACCUGCAAGCAAGCGAGAGGCCCUGGACCAGUGCUUCAGAAACCUCAUGGACGGCGUAGAGCAAAACCUGCUGGUCAAGAACAGAGACAGAUUCACUCAGAAUAUGUCUGUCUUCAGAAGAGACAUGGCUGAAGCCUUGCGCAGCGAUGGGAACACGGAAUCCAGCAACCUUGACAUGAUGAGUUGACCCCGACCUUUGUACCUUAAGUCGUAAAUAAUAUCCAGUAGAAUUAGGCAGUUUGGGACCUAAGAAAGUUGCAGUUGGCUGGGCCUAUGGAGACUAUUUUUGAAUAAUAUCGGAGUUUUUAUAACACUGACAACAAUGUAAAAAUCACAAUAUUCACUUGAAGAAAAAAGUGUUUUCAGCCUUUGUAUCAAAAUCAGUAAUCCCUGUUAUUGUACCUCUGUGAAAUGGUUUAGAAACAGUACUUAACCAAAGAAAUCAAAUAAAUACAGGUUUACUCCUAAUUGGUAUUAGCUAAUGAUUUGGGAAAUCCUACAAUUAACAGUUCUAUGGAGGGGAAAAAAAAAAUUAAGGGACUCUUCUUUUCAGUAUGGAACGCUUUGCCUGAAAUAGAGGUAUAGAGAUUGAUCCAAAUGCCAUUUGAACUUGUUAAAUUAAUAAAGGUCGUUAUUUUUGUAUGAA